This is a messenger RNA of Colletotrichum karsti, 1494 nucleotides long. RefSeq lists its product as uncharacterized. The record is from RefSeq and is a predicted model, not a curated record. The transcript has 2 exons. NCBI's taxonomy places the organism in Eukaryota, Fungi, Ascomycota, Sordariomycetes, Glomerellales, Glomerellaceae.
UUGCUUUUGACCCGCAAAAACACUAGCGAGUUCAGGAUCCAGACAUCUCGCAGGCGAUUUCGCAAGCCGUUCAACAUGGACGUCGUGCCUUGGGAGUGCCGUGACGUGGAGGACCAGGCCGAAGCUCACUACAAUGCCCCUCUCCGCGUAAAGAACAAGGCGCUCACCGACGAAAACACACGACUGAAGAAGCUGCUCCGCGAAAACGGCAUCUCUUGGUCUCCAGUCUCCGCCAACUACCAGAAGCUCACCCGCCCUAAUGGCCGCCGCACCCGCUCUUCCAUCUGCUCCGAAUCUUACCACAACCCGUACUUGCCGACCGAGGUCUUGUUGCGCAUUCUCAAGUAUUCACUGAUCUCCACCGGCCCAAUCAUCGACCCUCUCUCGAAGCUCAAGCCCGAGAACCUCACGACCGCAGAGCGAACCCGCGGCAAUCAGAUUGCCAUCCACUUCCUGGCCACCUGCAAGGCCAUGUACGAGGAGGGCAGCCGCAUUUUGUGGAAUCGGAACACCUUCGUCUUCACAACUCCCGAAGCCGUGCGCAACUUUGCCGACCUCGACUUUGCGUAUCGCAAAAAUGUCAAACAUGUCAACUUCCGAAUCAUCGCCCAGUACUUCGACGACAAGAAGCGCAAACACAAGCUCGACCGGUCUUACCAUCCAUCUCUCAAAAGUGAUGUCACCCUGCGAACGGUUCCGCGCGUUAACGAGAACACCUACGCCCGCGGUGGCUUCCGCUGCUACACCUGGGGCCAAGUUGUGGAUUUUCUGCGCGCCCUCCGUGCUCCGUACGACCCCAAGCACGACAGGAAGCUCGUUCGACCUCGUUUGUUUCCCAACUUGGGUUCGCUUCGGAUUGAUCUCGUCAAUUUCAUGGACGAUUUUCUUCCCAUGCCGGGCAGCGAUCUGCACGACAUGGCGUCGCAUGAACUGGGUUGCUCACUCAACGAACUGCAGGUCACAGGUCUCCCGAUUGACGAUGCGGGUAGCAAGGCCACCGCAGAACUUACCGGGCUCAUUCGAGACGAAGGUCUCUUUCUUGCCGGUCUGCCCUCGUUUGUUCAGCUAGGAAAAGCACUGAGACCGCUGUCCGGCAUUUCGAGCUGCGCACGUGUUGUCAGGGCAUGGAAGUCGCUGAAACCAAAGAACAUUGCCGGUUCUUCCAACGAUCCCGACUCGGACUCAGACUCAGACAUUGACCCCGACCACCACCACCCCCGUGAGCCCACCAUGCCGCCUGCACCCCGGGAGACGGGCCACCCCAAGUCCUCGCCUAGCCGCAAGGACCUUACGAUAUGGAAGAGAGUGCCCAAAACCCGUGACGGCGACGAGCGUCAGUGGACCGAGUUUUGCCGAAGCAGCGGCUACCCUAUGGAGGAUGCCGAGGAGCUGACGAGCGACGACGAGUUGGGCGUAUGUCCCUGUUGCGGAGAGCCCCACCCUAGCUUGCUGGAGCUUCUCGAGAUGGAAGGGUACGACGAUGACGAGUUCUAA